AUGCCACCAACAGUGACAUCCGGGCCUCAGCUGAAGCUUUCAAAUCCACCCGGGGACACCAUAAGCGCGGUGCAUUUUCAGCCAGGCAAGGGUGCUGAAUUCCUAAUCGCUUCCUCGUGGGACUGUUCUGUCCGUCUCUAUGAUGUGACCUCGGGCAGCCAGCGCACUUCAUUUGAGCACAAGACGCCUGUCCUGGCCAGUUGCUUCACCGACGCUGUGCACACUGUGAGCGGUUCUCUGGAAGGGGACUUCAAGUACUUCGACUGCAACACCUCCCAAGUGACUCACCUCGGCCGAUGCGCUCGCGCUGUGAGCGCUGCUCUAUAUAAUCCCACUAUUCAGGCAUCUGUGACGGGUAGUUGGGACCAGACAGUUCGGAUAUGGGACACUCGGACUGCCUCAGGUGACUCCACAAACGACGCCACGGGAGGCGCCGUCUCGGUGCACAAACAGCCGGACAGUGUCUAUACCAUGGACAGCAUUCAGCACCAGUUAGUCGUCGGGACUGCUGGGCGCCAUGUACUCACAUGGGAUCUGCGGCAGAUGAGCGCCCCCAUCGAACAGCAGGAAUCCACACUGCGUUACCAAACGCGCUGUAUCCGCUGUUUCCCUAAUGGCCAGGGAUACGUGCUCAGCUCCAUUGAGGGGCGUGUUGCUGUUCGCAUGUUUGAUAAGAGCCAGGAGACCCAGAAGCAGUCCUACGUAUUCAAGUGUCAUCGUGUGAAGGACGAUAAGGUGGAGACCAUAUAUCCUGUCCUCUCCAUCUCCUUCCACCAACGCUAUAACACCUUCGCCACUGGUGGUUCCGAUGGUGUGGUUAAUACGUGGGAUGGCUUUAACCGUAAAUGGUUGGCCCAGUUCGAGAAGUAUCCCACCUCAAUCUCCAGCCUGGACUUCUCUGAGGACGGAACUCAGUUGGCCAUCGCCUCCUCCUAUAUGUUCGAAUACGGAGACAUUCCCAACCCACCCGAACCCGCCAUCUUUAUACGCACCGUGGCGGACAGCGAAGUGAAGAGAAAACAGGCUGCCCCUGCCGCGGCGACCGCCACCACAGCGGCCUCAUCAAAGUAG
Dibothriocephalus latus is the source of this 1071-nucleotide messenger RNA. Lineage: Eukaryota; Metazoa; Platyhelminthes; Cestoda; Diphyllobothriidea; Diphyllobothriidae. The record is from the annotation of a GenBank genome assembly.